Messenger RNA from Nomascus leucogenys (northern white-cheeked gibbon), 561 nucleotides. Its product is annotated as nuclear pore complex-interacting protein family member B3-like. Gene Ontology annotation, cellular component: nucleoplasm. Bases 1 to 561 code for a protein of 186 amino acids. The record is from RefSeq and is a predicted model, not a curated record. The transcript is spliced from 5 exons. Lineage: Eukaryota; Metazoa; Chordata; Mammalia; Primates; Hylobatidae.
AUGUAUCAUUUCUUCGAGCUGAUGAUUUUAGGAGACGCAAGACACCUCCCAACUCUUUUUUCAAACCGCCCGUCUAGUGUCGCCGGAGACCAGUAUCAUUUCUUCGAGCUGAUGAUUUUAGGAGACGCAAGACACCUCCCGACUCUUUCUUCAGACACCUCCCAUCGAGUGGUGCCGUGGACCUUGCAUGAUUUUCUGACACCAGAGACACCACCCGUUGAGUGUCGCCGGCGACAUGUAUCAUUUCUUCGAGCAGAUGAUUUUAGGAGACGCAAGACACCUCCCAACUCUUUUUUCGUACCUCUUCCACCUUCUCCAGUUGAUGAUUCUCUGAGCCUCAAGACACCUCCCGAGUGUCUUCUGGUACCUCUUCCACCUUCUGCAGUGGAUGAUUUUGUGACACCAGAGACACCUCCCAUCGAGUGUCGCCAGGGACCUUUACCAUCUUCUAGAGUUGAUGAUUUUAGUAGACAGAAGACACCUCCCAACUCUUUUUUCGUACCUCUUCCACCUUCUCCAGAAACUGCACCGAGUGUCGCCGGGACCUAUAUCAUUUCAUAG